This is a messenger RNA of Chaetomium globosum CBS 148.51, 1158 nucleotides long. RefSeq lists its product as uncharacterized. The transcript is spliced from 4 exons. The record is from RefSeq and is a predicted model, not a curated record. The coding region runs from base 1 to 1158 and encodes 385 amino acids. Lineage: Eukaryota; Fungi; Ascomycota; Sordariomycetes; Sordariales; Chaetomiaceae.
AUGGCCGACGACCACCACAACGACAACCACCACGACCACAGCCAACCACCACCCACCGCCGAACCCACCUCACCCACCGCCGAACCCCUCUCCCUCGCCCACUACAACACGCACGGCUUCUGCCAGCACCAGUCACCGACCUUCCCCCUCGCCCGCCACCGCCACGAGGCGCUCGCCAACGCAGGCUGCCAGGCGGCGCGGCGCGACUGGGCGCGUCUGAUCGGCCCCGGCGCGCCGCACGAGUUCGGCGCGUGCAACCCGGUGAAUGGGAAUUUCGUGGCGUUGCUGUUUCCGCUGUGCAGGGUGGAGAGGCUGGGGGUGGUGGGCUAUGUUGUUGAGUAUUCGUUUCUGCAUGAUAGUGUGGUUGAGGGUUUGGGCGAGGAGAGUUCAGCUCAACCGGACAAGUUUGGACUUGGAGAACUGGAAACAACCAGGCCCAAUAUCAAGGCCGGCAGGAAACAGAUGCAGGCCAAGAUCGUGUCCUUGUUGUCCGACAUCGACAAAGCAGGUGCCGCAAGGAUCAUGGCCGUCUGGAAGGCCAUGCUCUCAAGGACGCUCCGAGACAAGACCAAGGACUUUGCGAACUUGGAAGAGUACAUCGAAUUUCGCAGCAUCGACACAGGCGGAGCGUUUGGCGAAGCCCUCAUGUUAUUCGGCCUGGGCAUGACUCUCACCGCGGAGGAAGACGCCCUGCUCGCGCACAUUACCCAGCCGUGCUACGCCUCCUUUGCCCUGGUCAACGACUACUUCUCGUUCGAUCGCGAAUGGGGGGACACGCAAUCCAAACCCGGCGCCUCCAAGCCCAUCAUCAACGCCGUGUGGCUGUACAUGCAGUGGCGGGGGGUCAGCGUGGCCGUUGCGAAGCGGCUCGUGGCGGCGGCCUCGAACCGGUACGAGGCACGGUUCCUUGAGCUCUGUGAGCGGUUCAGGAACGAACACAAACCGAUUUCACCCAAGCUGGACCUGUACCUGCGGGGGCUGUCGUAUCAGGUGAGCGGGAACGUGGUUUGGAGUCUCAACUGUCCGCGCUACUACCCUGGGUUUCGGUACGAUCCGAAUGCGGGUCUGGAGGAUACCAUCACGUUGGGGUUGCGGGCGAAGAAACGCCUUGCUGGAGAGAGAGAUGCGGAAUCGUCAGUUGUCCUCCAUUGUGCGUAG